AUGCCAAAAUCAGCACACACACCCUGCCCCGAGCGGGUGGGGCGGGGGUUGAUUCCUCAGCCUAUCGUUGCCUCUGCGAGUGUGCUGCUGCUCCUGAAGACGAUUCUGGAAGAGGACUUCUUGGAAGAGAACGAAGAGGGGGAGGCGGACGGAGGAGAAAUUGACGAUCCGCUGCUGGAGCGCAUUGAUGGCGGCGCUGGUGGGCGGGCGCAGCUCGCUGCGGCCGCUGAAACAAUCACGAGAGGGAAGGCCAAGAGGGCUGAUUGUGUUGUGGGUGGUCGCGGGGUUAAGGGCACGGUUUUAUGAGACUGGUAUCUAGUCGUUUUCUUGUAGGGGGCUUAAUUAGUGCAAUUAGUUAUUAAAUUCUGUAUGUAAAAUGUCCCAAAAUAAUGAUAAUUCUUCGUCACUGGUUUGCUGCGUUUCAUUAGAAUGGCAAAACAACGAUAAAGGUGUAGUGCGUCGAGCUAAUUUGAAAACCGUUACUUUGCGACUACUUAGGAAUGAAUUUCGUGAAAUAUUUCUUGCUGUAUAUGAAAAGACAGAAGAUUCUGCGUGUAAAAAAUUUCUCCUGAAAAACUUUGCAGUUCAUAAGAAAUUUAUGAAUGAAGGAAAAGCAACCAUAAACUUCCAUGAAUUGCAUAUGAGUGUAAUGAUAUCAAAUGCACCUCCGACUCAACUAGUUAAUUUUUUAAAGCAUUUGUAUAUAAAAAUGUGCGGUGGUAAAAAUGAAGAGAAACCUGGACCUCGAGCACGCUUGUUGUCUGGUAAAGCUCGUGUGUUGGAAGAAAUAAGCCCUGUUACUCUACAAGAAGUUAAUGGAGUGAGAAAACCCAAACAACAGGCACCAGAUUCCACUCCUCCUACUGGAAAAAAAAGAACUUCAUCAGGAAUACUUUUGAAUAAGGCUGUAAAAAGAUCGUGUCUCUCAUCGUACAUUGAUCCUGCCCCUCUAACUUCAGAACAGAAGAAUGUCCUUAAUGAGGCCUUGGCUGGAAGGAAUUUAUUUUUUACGGGUAGCGCUGGUACUGGAAAAUCAUAUUUGUUGCGGCGCAUCAUUGGAGCCUUGCCUCCUGAUUCAACAGUAGCAACUGCUAGUACGGGAGUAGCAGCAUGUCAUAUUGGUGGAAUGACAUUACAUUCAUUUGCAGGUAUUGGCAGUGGACAAGCUUCAGUUGAAAGAUGUAUUCAGCUAGCUUCAAAAACAGCAACUUACCAAAUGUGGCGAAAAUGCAAGCAUCUGAUUAUUGAUGAAGUGUCGAUGGUACAAGGUUCUUAUUUUGAGAAGUUGGACAAAGUUGCAAGAGCUCUGAAAAACAAUGAUCGUCCUUUUGGUGGAAUACAGUUAAUAUUGUGUGGUGAUUUUCUUCAGCUCCCACCUGUUACUCGAGAUACAGUAGAUGACAAAAGAUUCUGUUUUCAAAGUUCUGUGUGGGACGAAUGUAUUCAUGCAAGUUUUGAGUUAACUCAGGUUCAUCGUCAGUCUGAUCCUGUGUUUAUAGAUAUUUUACAGAACAUUCGUAUUGGCAGAGUUACAGAUGAGAUAUCUGAAAAAUUAAAUGCAACGUCAAAACAAAAUAUUAAUAAAGAAGGUAUUCAAGCAACUAGAUUGUGUAGUCACACAAAAGAAGCAGAAAUAAUUAAUAGCAACAAAUUAAAAGCUCUGACAGGUGCUUCCAAAGUAUUCUGUGCUGUUGAUAGUGAUCCAACUGCUGCAUCUCAACUGGAUCAAUUGACACGUGUACCAAAUUUGUUGGAAUUGAAAGUUGGUACUCAGGUCAUGUUGAUGAAAAAUUUGAAUGUGUCAGAAGGUCUGGUAAAUGGUGCUCGAGGUGUUGUGGAAUCAUUCAACAAAGAAGGACUUCCUGUUGUUCGUUUUUGGACAAAUGCCCAAGUUGCUGUACAACCUGACCGGUGGACAGUGAGAGGAUCUGGAAACUACCUGCUCACAAGGAAACAACUUCCAUUGCAGCUUGGAUGGGCAUUUUCAAUCCAUAAGUCUCAGGGUCUCACUCUUGAUUGUGUUGAGAUGUCACUUGGUAGAGUAUUUGAGCCAGGGCAAGCGUAUGUGGCUUUGUCUCGUGCAAAAAGUUUGCAGUCCCUCCGAGUUAUAGAUUUCAAUCCAAAGCAAGUGUGGGCCAACCCUGUGGUGCUGGACUUCUACAGAAAAUUUAGGAGGAAAAUGAAAAUGAUGGAGAUUGUUCCAUUAGGGAGGAAAAUAUGAUGGAAUUGAUAAUAGAUCCAUAAAUAAAAAAUGCCUGCCAUUAGAAAUAAUUUGUUUUAACUUUUCUUUAGUGAGGUAAUUUAUUAUUCAAUAAGACUGACAAUAGUGAUAAUUUUUGCGGAAAUUUCCAGCAUAUGAUUGCCUAGAUCCAUGUGCUUCCUUUUAAAAAAAUAAUUGAGUAUGUCUUCAUUGAAUUUAUCAAAUUAUAUUGAAACUGUAAGCAUUGAGUGUUAUUUCUCUGAUCAUGUUUGUGAAACUGAGGUCAUUGUGCAGCUAAAUAGGAAGAGAUUGCAUUUGCAGAUUAUCAUUAGGAGUUUCAUCAAGAUUUUGUAAAACCUUUGCUGUUUACUUGAAUGCACCAUGACGACAAAAAUUAUACUAAUCUACUUUGAGAUGAAAAAUGGAAGACAAAAAAAAGAAAGAGAAAGAAAAGAAAAAACACACAUGUAAUAUUUUGAUUAUUGUAUUUAUGAACCUCAGUUUCUUUCCCUUACGUCUUAAACUGCUCAUGUGAACUCAGCAUUAACAUCUUCUGUAUUUCUUUCCUUUUAUGUCAAUUUUUGAGAAGAGGUAUUUAAUGUCACUUCAUAUUACUGCCAGAAGGUUUAUCUUCUUAUAUCCAAAACUAUUAACGCUCACACUUUUGUAAAAUAAACAAAUUUUUAUACUUAAAAUAUAGUUACAGGGUAAUAACGAGGCUUUUUUUCUGGAUACUUACAGAAAAGCUUGUGAGCUAAUUUAAUAACAUUAUGAUGUGUUUAUGACAAAAUCAAAUCAACUACUGGCAAUGUGGACUGUGAAAAUUUCAAUUGAUUUUGACCUUCUGAGAUUAGGGAAAUGAAAAUUAGUUUAUUUUAAUGUUUGACAACUCAAUAACAUUUAAUUGGCUUUGAGAAAUGAUUGAGUAUUAAACAUUUGGAACAAUUAUGAGAAGUGGCACUGUUGAGUCAAUUGCGAAGUAUAAUUGUGAUUCGUACAGAAAGUGUUUGUUCUUGUGUUGACUCUUAACUAUUUUUAUUAUUUUAUAUUACCUUUAUUUUUAAUGGUGAUCUAUUUGUAUACAACCAAAUUUUUCAAAAUUACUACAGAACAUUAAAGGUUACUGACAUUACUGAUCACUUGUAUGCAAGUACCAGAUAUCUCCAGAAACUCAAAAGUUAUGUAAUGUACUUUUGCUGUACUGUGAGUUUACACUGUGCUGCUUUCAGCAAUUUGGAUAGCUUCUUCAUAAGACAGUUGUACCUUUCUUAAGAAUAAAACACUGCCAUUCUAACAAGAGUGAGGAUCUCAACUUUUUUCUAUAUACCAUUAUUUUCCUUCUAACAUGUGAUAUUUAUGAUUAAAAUAUGUUAUAGCUGAUUAUUAAAAUAUAUUCAAUAAAUACAUUCCUUGUCAGAAUGCCUUUACAAUUAAAGCCCACUUCACAUGUUUAUUUCAUUGAACAGUGAGUCUCUGUUCCCCCAUGUAAGUUUUACAUUUUGAAAUUCCAUCAUUUGUGUGUAUCUGACCUAUAAAAUGUUGUGUAUUUUCAAAUCUGGAUACCUGAUAUGUAUCUCUAAACUUUUUUAUAUUUUUAUUUUCUAUGUGGCACACUCAAAGAAAACCAGUGUAUUUUAUUUAAUGUGAAAUAUUGGUGCACAGGUAUUUUGAAAAUAUUGCCAUCCCUAUAUAAGAUUGAUAUUUUAUUUUAUUAUGAAUUUUUCAUUUUUGAAUGUUUUUUGUCUGUACAUUUUAUCAUUGAUAAAAUAAUACAAAUAAAAAUGUAUGCAACCUACAAAUCCUUUUUAUCUUUGAGAUAAAACACUGUGGGUACACAAUGUAUUAGAAAGUGAAUUGUCCAUGAAAUCUGUAUGUUUAAUAUAUAUGGAAUUGAUGUCAAUAUGGGUGCUGUAAUUAUUGCAGACAAAUGCAUAGCCAGAGAAUGAGCCAUGGGAGUUUAAAAAUAGGUUGUUGGAAAAAGUUUUCAAACAAACAAAUUUUUUCCCUUUAAUUUUACUUAGCAUAAUACACAAGUGGGAACGACAUGUAUUUACAUAAAGCUCCUUUACUUCUGAAUGAGUUUGUAUAAACAUAAUUUUUGUUUUGAAUUUUUUGUUUUGUUUUGAACUAAACUUAAGCAGAGCAUUCUUUUCUAUUUCUUUUUUUCUUACCUGGAUCAUACUUUAAUUUACAUUCAACGUAGCUCAUUUAAGUGAUCCUUUUGUCAUUGUUUUGAAUGCAGCCUAGUUUUUAUCUCUGAAAGAUAAUAAAUUAAAGCUCAAUGGUACUCUUAAU
Molecule: messenger RNA, 4495 nt
Organism: Gryllus bimaculatus (two-spotted cricket)
Lineage: Eukaryota; Metazoa; Arthropoda; Insecta; Orthoptera; Gryllidae
Source: the annotation of a GenBank genome assembly